CGACCAUCGUGAGAUUAUAGUACUGUUGGUGUUUAUCUGUGCUUCGUGUUUGUUGGUACGUCAAAUGGAUACUUACGAACGCCGCCGGGAUUGAUGUUAACUUUAUUAAAUUACAUUUUUAUUUAUUCCACAUUUAACCGAAACACGAUGAUCUCCAGUAGCAUUAAAGUGCUGUCUUAUGUUCUAUUCUUGAUUUCUCUAUCCCAGUCAAGGCCAAGAUAUUCAGGUCAAACGGAUAUUGAUUAUUAUUCACCGGCCAGCUAUUCGUACAAGUAUGGUGUACACGAUCCAUCUACAGGUGACAUUAAGCACCAAUCGGAAGAACGUACGGGUGACGUUGUCAGAGGCCAAUACAGUCUUGUUGAACCUGACGGCAGUGUGCGAACAGUAGAUUACACGGCAGAUCCAAUAAAUGGAUUUAAUGCGGUGGUCACAAAAUCCGGUAAAUCUCACCAUGUAAUACCCCAAAAGCAUAUCAUAAAGCCAAUACCAGCAGCUAUUGUGGUCCCGGUAAAUGUUCCAGUCUCCGAGUCUCAUCCGCGAGGACAUGUCAAUUUAUCCAAAGGCCCUCUUACUUUCCCCAAGAGUGUCCAAGAGGUCUUACCAUCGUCUGCCCCUAUUUAUUACGAAUACUACGACGAAGAUGUAGCUAACCAAUAUGAAGAUCAAUACAAACAUUAUGACCAGCAACAGAAAUACUAUACCGAAUACGAUUAAGUUGCAUAAUUAUUUAAGAGAAUACAUUUUAAAAUUACACAAUAUCUUUUUAUUUCGGCAAUAUCUUAAAUAUUAUUUUUUAUAUUUGAUAGUUUCAGUAUCAUAUAUUGUUAAGUUAAAACUAGUAUGUUUUUUCAUAUUAAGAAGAAAUUAUGAUAGCAAUAUAUCUUGUUGAGUAAUAAUAAAAAUAUUUUAUAUUUUAAUAUGUACAUAAGAAUUUUAAUAAUAAAUUAUUGUCAUAGAUUUUAAUAUAGUAUUAUGAGUUA
This is a messenger RNA of Daktulosphaira vitifoliae (grape phylloxera), 983 nucleotides long. RefSeq names its product larval cuticle protein A2B-like. Lineage: Eukaryota; Metazoa; Arthropoda; Insecta; Hemiptera; Phylloxeridae. The transcript is spliced from 4 exons. Gene Ontology annotation, cellular component: extracellular matrix. The record is from RefSeq and is a predicted model, not a curated record. The coding region runs from base 94 to 717 and encodes 207 amino acids.